This is a messenger RNA of Loa loa (African eye worm), 1692 nucleotides long. RefSeq lists its product as hypothetical. Gene Ontology annotation, molecular function: calcium-dependent phospholipid binding. The transcript is spliced from 15 exons. Gene Ontology annotation, cellular component: plasma membrane. The record is from RefSeq and is a predicted model, not a curated record. Gene Ontology annotation, biological process: cellular response to calcium ion. Bases 1 to 1692 code for a protein of 563 amino acids. NCBI's taxonomy places the organism in Eukaryota, Metazoa, Nematoda, Chromadorea, Rhabditida, Onchocercidae.
AUGUUCGAGAGUGAAUUGAAGACCGAUUUAUUUGCUUUUGAUGACAUAAUUUGUUUAAUAUCUGUGAAUGAAAAUGAUCUCGAAAAUUCUUGGAAAGUUGUAACAACAACAGAAGUUAUUCCGAAGACAGAUGUAAUUUCAAUUCCUAAUGCAUUCUCAGUUGUAUACACAUUCAAACGAGAUCAACAUUUGAAAAUUGAAAUUUGUGACUACAGUGAAGCAGAGGUAACAAUAAUUGCAUCUUCCACAUUUUUUGUCACAGAAAUUGUCACCACUACACCAAAUUUUUCCAAACCUUUGAUCGAAAUAAAGAGCGGUAAACCGAUCGCUGUGAUGACAAUAUCAUAUACCGCCCAGCCAAAAGAGCAAACAAUGCUUUUACAAUUUUGUGGCAAAAAUUUUCCAAGGAAAGGGAUUGAAAAUACACAGAUUUAUUUUCAAAUGUUUGGAAUGGGAGAAAAUGAAAAGCGUAAUUUAUUACAUACAAGCGACUCACAAUUAUAUUCAUCGAAGAUUCUUUGGAAGCCAUUUAAAUUACCAAAAAAUAUAGUUAUAAAUCCCCAAAACAGGAAUUUCGAAGUGCUUUGUUACUCAAGAGAUGAUCAUACAAGAUGUUCGAUCAUAGGACAGUUGAUAAUAACUUCGGAUAUGCUUCUGAAAAAUGCCGAAGAACGAAAGAUCUUCCACUUACGAAUUGGAUUGGAAAGCAAUAAAAAAGCAAAUGGUAUAAUUGAAGUGGUUAAGUGCAAUGAAAUCACCAUGUAUUCCUUCCUCGAUUACAUCACCAAUGGGUAUUGUUUAUCGCUUGCUAUAGCAGUGGAUUUCUCAGUAUCAAACUCAAACGACACAAGUUCCACUUUUGCAAAUGACGUAGAAUGCGUCAUUCGCUCAAUUUGUGAACCAUUUCGACGUCAUAAUUUUUCGCAAAAUUAUGCAGCUUUCGGUUUUGGAGCACGAAUUCCACCAUAUUUUCGAAAGUCGCAGCAAUUUUGCCUUAAUCUAGAAACGGAUCCUAAUUGUCAGGGAAUUGAUGGUCUAAUUGAUGCAUUCUGGAAAGCGAAUGCUCAAGUACAACCAAGUACAACCGCCCAUUUUGCUCAUAUCAUUUAUCACAUUUCUAAGUUGGCUAGCAAUGUACGUAGACGUGAAAAUCAAUUGCAAUACCCAUAUUUUGUGUUAGCAAUAAUCAGCAAAGGAAAGAUAAAUGAUAUCCGAGAAACAGUACAGGCGACGAUAUUUGCAUCCAAAGCUCCACUUUCAAUAAUAUUUAUUGCAACAGAAGAUGACUGUGAAGAAAUGGAGCGUCUUGGUCUUUCAGGUGGCCGAAUUUCCUACCAGAAUCGUCGAGCUGAACGUGACAUGUUACAGUUUGUAGCAUUAACAAAGUUUCGCAGCAAAUUACCGGAAGAUGCUAAUUUUUGGGAGCUGCUUACUGAACGAGCAUUACGGCGAGUCCCUUGGCAGAUGAUCAAUUGGCUAACCAAAAAUGGUCAUAUACCUCAGGAUUUCAAACAUUACGGUCGUUUAUCGAAGCAGGACUCAAGUGGACCGUCUAAACUUGAAUCAAAGCACCGAUCGAAAAGGAUUAAUGCCAUUGAAUCCUUCAGCGAUCCCUCGAUCGAUGAUUUGGAUGAAGCAGAAUACGCGAGCACAUCUGAUUACCGGAAUUCAUUUACCUCGAAAAAUGCUUAA